AUGACAAUCUCAGCCACCCAUGCCCCCAAAACGAGCCUGCGACAGUUGUAUCUCGCGCAAAGUCAAAUGCAGCGGCUCCUGGCCCUGCGAUACAUGCAGGACUGCCGUGAAUCUGCUGUUCCGGAAGACCAGCCAGAGCUCGAAAUAAGCACAAUAGCUGAGGAGCAGACUGGAAGGUACUGUUUCUCUAGUGAUUCACCCAGUCUCCGGCGCAUACCGAAGUCGAUUCUGGCUACAGUCAUCAAUAUUUACCAGCAAUGCUCGUACAGCGUCUGGCCUGUAAUCCAUGCCAAAAGCCUGCUUGAGAGAGUUGAGAAUAUAAAGCCAGAAGCAAUUGGUGAACAGGAUGGAAACACCGUGUGUCUGGCCACAGCGCUCUGCGCUGCAACAAUGGCUCAGUUGCAGAUGGCGCCCAUGAUGGAUGGAGAUGGAUAUGGAGAUGGAUCCCAGAGAAUCGAUGCCACAACCAUGGCACAUACAUGUCUACAAAUGCGAAGGAAAUACGACAGUAAUGGUGAGAAUCUGUGCCUUCGCAGUAUCUUGAUAUCGUUCUUUUUGCAUGUAUACCAUGCCAAGGUCAAUCAGCGGAAUUCAGCAAUGAUGUUUAUCCAGGAGGCUAUAGCUGGUUCUCGGAUUCUGCGGUUGGAUGAAGGAUUACCACAGCCGAAAGAUGGUCUGAUUGCAAAUCAAGACUUGCUUUUUCCAUUGCUCUGGGUUUCGGAGAGGGGCUACUCGUUACACUUGGGACUCUCGCCCUCAUAUACCGAGCCUCCAACCAUUCUGGGAAUUGAAAGUAGCAUUGAAGCUGAUGUUCAUGCGCAAGGCUUGCUGGAGCUAGUCAGACUAUUCGUUGCAUUCGAUAAAAUCUCUAUGCGCCGCAGGCCCCAUGGAGGUACCAUAGCGGUCACAGAUCUGACAGAGACAGAAAAAAAGCUGUCUUCCCUGUCGUUUAGUAUGGCCGAUCAUACCUCUACCCGAUCGGCUGAUUAUCAUGUCACGAGAGAGUGGAUGAGAACGAUAAUCUGGCAGGAAGCUCUCGCGAUGAGAUUGCUUUCGUCCGCGGGGUAUACCUCUGUUAUGACCUUUGGGUUUCCUGCACAAGUUGGACGUGAUCUGCUGCAAGCUUUGAGAGGCUUUCGUGAGGCAGAUUUGCUACCAUUGGGUCGAGAUCAGUUGCUUAAAUGCUUCGAGGUUGCCAAUUCACUAGCAGACACUGUUCUCUUGAGAUCGACUUUGAUGAGCAGCAGGCGUGAACUAGGACCACAUGAUUUCCUUCAUGCAUUAUAUCAGAAGAUUGUUCCUUUCCUUGAACAGGAUCGCAUGUUGCUGGGUAUCCUUCGAGCGAAGACCGCCGAAGCUUUAGUCAUGGCCCCAGCUCGAUUGCUGACGAUGAAUGAAAGAAGCUCAGGUCCGUAUGGGCUUGAAACUGAGACUGACCAGCGGACGCAUCUUGGUGGAUAUCGAUCAUACGUGGCCGAACAAAGCGACUUAGAGACCAACAGUUUGAAUUUCUCACAGCAAGAAUUGCAGACUGUCUAA
Penicillium arizonense is the source of this 1539-nucleotide messenger RNA. Its product is annotated as putative C6 transcription factor. The record is from RefSeq and is a predicted model, not a curated record. Lineage: Eukaryota; Fungi; Ascomycota; Eurotiomycetes; Eurotiales; Aspergillaceae. The coding region runs from base 1 to 1539 and encodes 512 amino acids. The transcript has 4 exons.